Molecule: messenger RNA, 216 nt
Organism: Didymosphaeria variabile
Lineage: Eukaryota; Fungi; Ascomycota; Dothideomycetes; Pleosporales; Didymosphaeriaceae
Exons: 2
Coding region: 1-216 (71 amino acids)
Molecular function (GO): oxidoreductase activity, acting on paired donors, with incorporation or reduction of molecular oxygen; heme binding; iron ion binding
Source: RefSeq, a predicted model, not a curated record
AUGGCACCCGACUCCGAGCUGCACUACAAAGAAUGGAUCAUUCCGAAAAACACACCUGUAGCAAUGUCGGUGUACAACAUGCACUAUGAUUCGGGCGUGUUCCCAGACCCCUUCGCGUAUAAACCUGAGCGAUGGCUUGGAGACAUCGACCCACGCAUGAAUAGGUAUUUCGUCCCUUGGUCUAAGGGCUCGAGGGACUGCCCGGGUAAAAAGUAA